AUGAAUUCAAUGGGUAAAGAAAAGAACACCGGUUCGUUUGGAACACGGGGCUUGAUAUCGGCCAAACUAAUACCGCAAGCUGAAGCAAAUGGGUGCGAAUGCCCCAGGCAAUUUCAAGAAUGGCAUUCAGACUUUGACAGGCUAGAGUUAUGCAAGCUGCAGGCUACCAAACGUCAUCGUCGAAUACCUACCACGAAACAUAGCUGCAAAAUUCGACCACUUGAUGCUGGCAUUACAAAGGAUACGAUCCCGAUAAACCUACCGCAAUAA
Molecule: messenger RNA, 270 nt
Organism: Opisthorchis viverrini
Lineage: Eukaryota; Metazoa; Platyhelminthes; Trematoda; Opisthorchiida; Opisthorchiidae
Exons: 1
Coding region: 1-270 (89 amino acids)
Source: RefSeq, a predicted model, not a curated record